This is a messenger RNA of Gossypium raimondii (Peruvian cotton), 933 nucleotides long. RefSeq lists its product as uncharacterized. The record is from RefSeq and is a predicted model, not a curated record. The coding region runs from base 1 to 933 and encodes 310 amino acids. NCBI's taxonomy places the organism in Eukaryota, Viridiplantae, Streptophyta, Magnoliopsida, Malvales, Malvaceae. The transcript has a single exon.
AUGGGGGACUUGGGUUUCAGGGACCUCCGAUGUUUCAAUGUGGCGUUGCUGGAAAGACAAGUUUGGAGGUUGGCUAGCUGCAAAGACACGAUGGUGAUAUCUUUCGGCCAAAGAAAGUUGACAAGUCGUCUUUUACGUGGAAGACUAUUGUUAGAACUGCAUGUAUUUUGCAUGAGGGCUUCAGGUGGAACAUCGAUCUAUCUGAAUAGAAGGGAAGUGCACGAAACUAGGGUCUCUGAGCUGAUUGAUGGGUCGAAUGCUGGCUGGAAGGAGGAGAGGGUUCGGGAGAUUUUCGGUGAGUACAUGGGGGACCAAAUUUACAAAAUACCCACUCUCCAUAGUGGUCUGGACGAUCACCGCAUUUGGUUUCAUAAUCAGCUAGGGUCCUACUCCACGAAAUCCACAUAUUCCUGGAUGACUUUAAAAUAUGUGGGUUUUGGUCCUCAUCAUUUUGCCUGGAGACUCAUUUGGAAGCUUCACACAUUACCAAAAAUCAAGGUUUUCUGUUGGCGAAUGGGUCAUGAUAUUUUGCCAACGUACGAGAACAUCUCUAAAAUCAGAAAGGAUUUUGAUUGCAUGUGCGCGCGUUGUGGGACCGAAAAGGAGACCCUCUUUCAUGCUCUGAAAGAUUGUCCGAAAGCCAGGGCAGUUUUGACGUAUAGGGGGAUUGAUAACGCUCUGGUGGAUGGUCAUUACCGUAGAUGCGUGGACUGUUUCGAGGACGCGGCCCGAUCGCUGGAUAAGAAGGCGUUAUCAAACUUUGUUACUGUGCUCUGGAAUAUAUGGAAUAGCAAAAAUAAUAAAGUUUUUAGAAACACGGAUGAUGAAGCGAGGGUUAUCUGGGAUCGAGCGGCUAUGUUAAAUAAGGAUUUCUGCAUUUAUAAUUUUCUGGAAAAACCGUUGAUCCCCAAAUCGGUCGGGGAGAAAAGGUGA